Gallus gallus (chicken) is the source of this 5939-nucleotide messenger RNA. RefSeq names its product Rho guanine nucleotide exchange factor 7 (gene ARHGEF7). The record is from RefSeq and is a predicted model, not a curated record. Gene Ontology annotation, molecular function: protein binding; guanyl-nucleotide exchange factor activity. NCBI's taxonomy places the organism in Eukaryota, Metazoa, Chordata, Aves, Galliformes, Phasianidae. The coding region runs from base 767 to 2884 and encodes 705 amino acids. Gene Ontology annotation, biological process: intracellular signal transduction. The transcript is spliced from 23 exons.
GGGGCCGCGGCAGCCGAGCUGUGCGCUGUGCCCUCCGCCCUCGCACGCCAUUUCCUGCGCUCCGUGUUUACUUCCCGGUUCAACCCCUUCCCAGUCAGGAGCGGAGGGAGCGGGAGGUGUACCCGGAGCCGCGCACGGAGGGCGAGUGCCUGAGCAACAUCCGCGAGUUCCUGCGGGGCUGCGGUGCCUCGCUGCGCCUGGAGAUGAACUGCCAGGCUCAUUGUUAACUGUUUGGUGCUUUCCUGCCAGUCUCUGGUGGAUCCGAUUUCUUCCAUCAUGACUGCCUUCCCCCCCUGAACUGAACCAGAGUGGAGCGGCUCAGUGACUGGCAUAAAGGACACGGCAGAGGAAGAAGCGGACUGGGGCCUCCUCUUCUGGCAGCAGUGGGCUUUUGGCAUGGCUUAGCUGUGCGAUAAAUAGCACCAAAAGUAUUGGGGACUGCCGGCCUAAGACACUACUGUUGCUUAUUCCUCUUCUUUACUGUGUGUGUCAGCACAAGAGUUAUUGGGCUAGUAUGUGAACAACAGGGAAACAAGCCCAACCAAAAACUUUCGAUGCAAAUGAUCUGUAUCAGGGCCAGAACUUCAGCAAAGUUCUCAGCUCUCUGGUUGCUUUAAAUAAGGUGACUGCAGACAUAGGGCUGGGCAGUGACUCUGUAUGUGCACGUCCCUCAUCUCAUCGGAUAAAAUCCUUUGAUUCUCUGGGAUCUCAGUCUUUACACAGUAGAACUUCAAAGCUCUUUCAGGGACAGUAUCGGAGUUUGGACAUGACAGAUAACAGCAACCAUCAGUUGGUGGUGAGAGCAAAAUUUAAUUUUCAACAGACAAAUGAAGAUGAACUUUCUUUUUCAAAAGGAGAUAUUAUUCAUGUAACAAGAGUGGAAGAAGGAGGCUGGUGGGAAGGAACUCUAAAUGGCAAAACAGGGUGGUUUCCAAGUAACUACGUACGAGAAAUAAAAUCAAAUGAAAAGCCGGUCUCCCCCAAAUCAGGUACAUUGAAGAGUCCACCUAAAGGCUUUGAUACAUCUGCAAUCAACAAAAGUUAUUACAAUGUGGUGCUACAAAAUAUAUUAGAAACAGAAAAUGAAUAUUCUAAGGAGCUACAGACAAUGCUUUCAAACUACCUGCGACCAUUACAAGCCAGUGAAAAGUUAAGCUCGACAAACACUUCAUACUUAAUGGGAAAUCUGGAAGAAAUAAGUUCUUUCCAGCAGAUGCUUGUACAGUCUUUAGAAGAAUGCACCAAGUUGCCUGAAGCUCAGCAGAGGGUUGGAGGAUGUUUUCUAAAUUUGAUGUCACAAAUGAAAAACUUAUACCUUGCCUACUGUGCCAAUCAUCCAUCAGCAGUAAAUGUUCUCACAGAACACAGUGAGGAACUAGGAGAAUUCAUGGAGGUGAAAGGUGCCAACAGUCCCGGGAUCCUUGUACUGACCACAGGCCUCAGCAAACCUUUUAUGCGUCUGGAUAAAUACCCCACGUUACUCAAAGAGCUUGAAAGGCACAUGGAGGAUUAUCAUCCAGAUCGUCCAGAUAUUCAAAAAUCCAUGACAGCCUUCAAAAACCUUUCUGCACAAUGUCAAGAAGUACGGAAACGAAAAGAACUUGAACUACAAAUACUAACAGAAGCAAUCCGCUGUUGGGAGGGAGAAGAUAUCAAAACACUUGGCAAUGUGAUUUACAUGUCCCAGGUCAUGAUUCAGUGCGCUGGAAGUGAGGAAAAGAAUGAAAGGUAUCUUCUUCUCUUCCCUAACAUUUUGUUAAUGUUGUCUGCCAGCCCGAGAAUGAGUGGGUUCAUCUAUCAGGGGAAACUACCAAUGACUGGAAUGACUAUCACAAAACUAGAAGACACUGAAAACCAUAAAAAUGCAUUUGAAAUAUCAGGAACUAUGAUUGAAAGGAUACUAGUGUCAUGUAACAACCAACAAGAUUUGCAUGAGUGGGUGGAUCACCUGCAGAAACAAACUAAAGUCACAGCUGUUGGGAAUCCCACCAUUAAACCUCAUUCUGUGCCAUCUCACACACUUCCUUCCCAUCCAGUAACACCCUCCAGCAAGCACUCGGACAGCAAGCAGAUACCACUGACUCCUGCAUACCACACUCUCCCUCAUCCGUCACAUCAUGGGACUCCACAUACCACAAUAAACUGGGGACCUCUGGAACCUCCUAAAACACCCAAGCCCUGGAGUCUGAGCUGUUUGCGGCCUGCACCUCCACUACGGCCUUCAGCAGCACUUUGUUACAAAGAGGAUCUAAGUAAGAGCCCUAAAACCAUGAAAAAGCUGCUUCCCAAACGCAAGCCAGAACGGAAGCCAUCAGAUGAAGAAUUUGCACUGAGAAAAAGUACAGCUGCUUUAGAAGAAGAUGCUCAAAUUCUUAAAGUCAUUGAAGCAUAUUGCACAAGUGCCAAAACACGUCAAACACUAAAUUCAACAUGGCAAGGCACUGACCUGAUGCAUAAUCACGUCUUGGCUGAUGAUGACCAAUCAAGUCUAGACUCCUUGGGUCGUCGCAGUAGUCUUUCUCGUUUGGAGCCUUCAGACCUCUCAGAAGACUCUGACUAUGACAGUAUAUGGACAGCCCAUAGUUACAGAAUGGGGUCUACAUCUCGUUCCCGCAAAGAAUCAGCUCCUCAAGUCCUGCUUCCAGAAGAAGAAAAAAUCAUUGUAGAAGAAACUAAAAGUAAUGGUCAGACUGUUAUAGAAGAGAAAAGCCUUGUUGACACAGUAUAUGCAUUAAAGGAUGAAGUACAGGAGUUAAGACAGGAUAACAAAAAGAUGAAGAAAUCAUUAGAAGAAGAACAAAGAGCUCGCAAGGACUUGGAGAAGCUUGUUAGAAAAGUUCUAAAGAACAUGAAUGAUCCAUCUUGGGAUGAAACCAAUUUAUAACUAUUUUUUUUUUCUUUCUAUUGAAAGACCAGUUGUAAAACUGAGCUGGGAAGCCUUCUGACAUUAGUCAGUGUUGCAUCAAGAGCACUACAAAACAGGAUUUAACUGGAUCUGGUGAUUUCUUGCUCUGAACACAUAGAAACAGUCAAGCCAUUCACUGAAGAAAUCUGUACGUUAAGUGUGGAGACUGUGGAUCCUGAACUCUACUAAACUUAAUUUGUUUGCAUCUAAAUUACCUCAUUUUGCAGAAAGUGCAGCAUCUGACUAAAAGUCCAUGUUUUUCAGUGGCUUUUUAAUUAAAUAUAUAUAUUUUUCUUGUAAAUACUGUAAUUUUGAAUGCAUAUGUGGUUGGUAUAUCAGGGCUGAUAUGUUAUUUUUUUUCCUCCUGUUCUUACAGCGGUCACAAGUGUUAGAAAUGGUGGCAGUACGGUCUUAGCUAGGAAGGGUCAGAGUUCUUUGUGGCUAAUUAUGGAUUUGCUCCAAAUUACUCACUCAUCACAAAUGCAAAUUUAAGAACUUGUUUUUCCUAUUGAACAGUGUAUUUAAAUCCUUUACUGCUAUUUAUGUCUGCACAUACAUUUGAAACAGUUUACAAUUGUUUAGAAACAGUAUUAAGCUACAGAAAAUUGCUUAUUGAUGGUGGAAACAAAUUUUAACGAUACUAAUGCCCACGAUUUAUGUUCAUGUACUCUUAUUUGGCAGACUAAUCUGUUGUGCUUCGGCCACCAGAAGACUGAUGUACUUGCCUGCUUUUUGACUGUGAUUUUUAGGUGUUUAUGUACUACAUUUUUUUUGUUGUUGUGCUUAAGCAUACAGCUGGCUGGUAAUUUAAUGGAUCAUACAGUUUGUUAAAGCAAAAAAAAAAAAAAAAAAACCAAUCUAAUCCAGAAUUUUGUGAAUAAAUUGUUGCUAUUUAUUUUUUAUUGUCACAACAAUUAAAUUGUAGCUAACUUUUUUUUUUUUGCAUAAGAUGCAUGGGCCAGGACAAACUUCAUUCAGAGCUUUGUUUUUUCACCACUAUGUAAGACUUGGUUUGGAAUUCCCAAACUGUGGAAGUAGUCAUUCCUUUCCCACCUUGUUUUCUCAGCAUACUGCUGGUUUCUGUCCUGCUAGGAGUUAAAUGGAAACAAUCUGGAAAUAUGAUUUUUUUUCAUCAUACUGUAAUUCAUUUUUUGCAUCACUGACAGAUUGGAAAACACAUAUCAUGAACAUACCUGAAAGUUUUUAUUCCCUAGUCUGAUAGGUACAAUUACUGCAAUCCUUUCCCUUCUUUAAAGUAGGAGAUGCUCCAUUACCGUAAACGUUGAGCUUCAUUUGGAGCACUUUCAUUUGGAGCACUUAAAAUACGAAGCCCAUUCAAGCUCAUUGUAAAAGUCCCCUUGAUUUCAGCAAGCUGUGGGUCAAACUGUAGGUGGUACAACUUUCUCAGGAGUUUUUCUUCACUUGACAGCGGAUGUGCAGGUAUAGUGCAGACCCAAGUUGCACCUUUUGCCAUCUUGAUUUUCUGCUGCCCAUUCAUUCUCUUUAAAUGUAAGCAAAUGUUUAUAUAAACGGUAAUGAAUUGAUGCCAAAAUGAUUAGGGCGGUAAAAGUUACUGUGCAGAAUGUGAAUCUAAUGAAAAAAUGCUUUUAAAGCUGUUCUUGGUGGAAAAGUGUGGAUAGCUUUCUCUUUUUUUAAAAGGAAAGAACAUUAAUGAUUACAUUACUGCAGAAAGAAUUCAGUGAGAAUGGGUACUUAAUCUGAACUAGUUGUCUGAUUUUAAAAGCUGAAUAGAUCUGUAGUAUUUUCAUCUGUGUUCCUCUGAUUUAAAGAUGCCUUCCUUUAGUUCUAAAGGAGCAGACCGGGUAAGAAAACUUCAGAAUGUCUGCAAUAUCUGGUUACAUAUACUCCCUGAACUUUAGGUUUUUGGCAAUUCUUGAUAGCAAAAUCUUUUCCUAGCAUAAUCUUAGCAGUUGCGUGAAACAGUGAGCUGACAUUUACUGUGAUCUUCAUCUUUAGAAAAUAGUCUUGCUAAAAGCUAAGUGAUAUGAAGCCCUGCAAACUCAUGGCCAAUUGGCUAAAUUUAGGGUCGAGAACGACAGUGUAAUUAAAAUUCUGCUAACGCUUUUACUUCUGACAUUAAGGCCAUUCUCAGAUUGAAUUUUAACUUCCAAUUGAGCAUAUGUGAAAGGACAUUCCAGAGGAAGUAUAAAAGGAGAACGCGAAUCUUAGCAGUAUUUAGCAAAUUUUAACUCAGGAACAACUUGGAUCAUAACAUGACUUUGUUUUACAUCGUAUUGUAAAGAGUAGCAUUGCUAUGUAAAUUUGCCGACACGUAGUACCUGUGAUUAUAAUAAUUUCUGACAGUACCCCUAUACUGAUAUCUAAUGAACAUGCCUUAAACACUGGGAUCAAGCAGUUGUUAAAUAUGACCGGGACUUGGGGACUGAUUUUAUUUGAGGUGGAUUGGGAUGAUGAAUUUUUACAAAAAAAAAAAAAAAAGGGAAAAAAAAAGACCACCACCUGAUAUUAUAUGUAGCUCUUGUCCUUAGCUCUAGCACAGAGAGCGAGAGUCAGGCUUUUGGGAACCAAGGAAUAUCUGAACUUCUUUCUUUUACAAUUUGUUAUACUGUAUAUAGAGUGUAAAUUUCACCAUGGACCUUCUGAAUUGUUGGAAACUUUAUAUAAGCAUGGAUAAAAGGGGCACUGUUUAUUUAACCUAUUAAAGGGUUAUUUCUUUGCUCUCAUCGUUUAGGGAUGAGGAGAUGAAGCCAUUUCUUAUCCUGUAGAUGUGAAGCACUUUCAGUUCUAAACUGUCCAAAAUGUAGCAUAACAUUUCUCUGUACUUAUUGAUGUAUGCGUGUUUGUCUCACCAUGUCAUGGCAUCUUAAAGAUUAAACAACUGACUGCCUUUGUAUAAACUUUCUUAAUGCCAAUUAUUUAGUGCAUUUAGGGUGUCUGUUUACAGUAUCUGUGGAGAAGUCAAGUUUAGUUUAGACAUCACGAUAAUAUCCUGGUAUCGACUACUGAAGUGUUCAUGCUACAUCGUUGUAAUUAAACCAUGGUUUUUCCCCUA